AUGGCGCAGCUAAUCAGAGACGCCCCCCUGGGCCAAGUUAUACGCUUCAUCACAGGAGGCAAAUUCCUCCGCUACCCGGAAGAAGAACCCGACUUUCAGCUCCCGCAGCAAUGGCUUGACGUGUUGAACUCGUCUGCGGACGAGAAGAGCAUAUCAUUGGAGGCCACAUCGGCCACGGACACAGAUGAGGAGAACAUCUUGCCGAAGACUGAAGUGGCCGACGCCGCGCCGUAUGCCGCCGCCACAAGAACACGGAGCAGAGAGGAUACGACACCGUAUACCCAGGACCGUCUCGAGGCGGACGAGAUCCACGAGAUCGAAAAGACCAAGAGCACGCCCAUUGCGUCCCGGAAAACCAAGGACGGUGCCAUCUUGGUAGAUUGGUACUUUACCGACGACGCAGAGAACCCGCAGAACUGGUCCGACAACAAGCGCAUCAUCAUCACCGCCGUCAUCUGUCUGUACACUUUUGUCGUGUACACCUCCUCGGCCAUUUACACCUCAUCCAUCGAGGGCGUCAUGACUGAGUUCGGCGUGGACGUUACCGAGGCCUCCCUCGGCCUCGCCCUAUUCGUCCUGGGCUACGGCAUCGGGCCUCUCGUCUUCUCACCAAUGUCCGAGAUCCCCAGCAUCGGCCGCAAUCCGAUCUACAUUGUCACCAUGUUCCUCUUUGUCAUCGUCUCCAUCCCCGCGCCAAUGGUCGAUAACUACGCAGGGCUGAUGGUCCUCCGCUUCUUGCAAGGACUCUUCGGUUCCCCUUGCCUGGCAUCCGGCGCCGCGUCUCUCGGUGACAUGUACUCAAUGGCCAAGCUUAGCUAUGCCGGCGCUCUGAUAACCUGGACGUGCGCCGCCUACCUCGGUCCGGCCUUGGGACCUUUGCUCUCCGGAUACGCCGUCAUGGCAAAGGGCUGGCGCUGGUCCCUCUGGGAAAUCCUCUGGGUGUCGGCCCCGAUCUUCGUAGUCAUGUUCAUCCUCCUCCCGGAGACCUCGGGCCCCAACAUCCUCCUCCGCCGGGCCAAGCGCCUCCGCAAACUGACGGGAAACGCGCGGUUCAUGUCGCAGUCCGAAAUCGACCAGCGCAACCUCAAGACCUCGACGGUCGUCAUCGACGCCCUCAUCAAGCCCCUCGAGAUCACCAUCAAGGACCCCGCCAUCCUCUUCGUGCAGGUCUACACGGGCAUCAUCUACGGCAUCUACUACUCCUUCUUCGAGGUCUUCCCCCUGGUCUACCCGGUUUACUACCACAUGAACCUGGGGCAGAUCGGCCUCGUCUUCCUCUGCAUCCUCGUGUCGUGCUUCUUCGGCGUGGCCAUGUACAUGUCCUACCUGGCCUUGUACGUGAACCCGCGCAUCAAGAAGUACGGCCUGCCGGUGCCCGAGAGCCGCCUCGUCCCCGCCAUCCCCGCGUCCCUCGGCCCCACCGUCGGCCUCUUCAUCUUCGCCUGGACCGCCUCCCCCGCCAUCCACUGGAUCGCCCCCACCGUCGGCAUCACCACCUACAGCGCCACCGCCUUCGUCGUCAUGCAGUGCAUCUUCGUCUACGUCCCGCUCAGCUACCCGCAGUACGCCGCCAGUCUGUUCGCCGGCAACGACUUCUUCCGCUCCGCCUUCGCCUUCGCGAGCAUCCUCUUCGCGAAGCCGCUCUUCAGCGACCUUGGCGUCGCCCGCGGCACCAGUUUGCUCGGUGGGCUGAGUACCAUUGGUAUCAUCGGUAUCUGGCUGUUGUACAUUUACGGAGCGAAACUCAGGGCCAUGAGCAAGUUUGCCGUUUCUUCUUGA
This is a messenger RNA of Colletotrichum truncatum, 1779 nucleotides long. Its product is annotated as benomyl methotrexate resistance protein. Gene Ontology annotation, molecular function: fluconazole transmembrane transporter activity. NCBI's taxonomy places the organism in Eukaryota, Fungi, Ascomycota, Sordariomycetes, Glomerellales, Glomerellaceae. Gene Ontology annotation, biological process: xenobiotic detoxification by transmembrane export across the plasma membrane. Gene Ontology annotation, cellular component: plasma membrane. The record is from RefSeq and is a predicted model, not a curated record.